AUGGUUCGCGGAGGAACUAUCAUCAACAUUUCGGGCACCACGCCCAUUGAAGAUCCCGAGUAUCGGUACAAGAUGCCCGCUGUCUUUGGAAAGAUCGAGGGGUCUGGAAAUGGAAUCAAGACGGCCAUUCCCAACAUUUCCGAUGUCGGCUUGAGUCUUCAUCGCAAUCCUGGUGAAGUCAACAAGUUCUUUGGAUGCGAAUUGGGAGCCCAGACCACGUAUUCGGCCGAUACGGAUCGUGCCAUUGUCAAUGGAGCUCAUACCGAUGGCGUGCUACAGGAAUUGGUCCAUCGCUACAUUGAAAAGUUUGUGCUCUGCCCCAACUGCAAUCUCCCGGAAACCGACUACAAGAUCAAAAAUGGAACCAUUUCGCACAAAUGUGCUGCCUGUGGAGCCAAGGAAAUGGUCGAUAUGACACACAAACUCUGCAAAUUCAUCAUUGCGGAGGAUACUAAAGCCAAGAAGCAAAAAGCAAAGAAGGACAAGGACAAGAAGAAAAAGGGCAAAGGCAAGGAUGAUAGUGAUGAUGACAAAAAGAAGAAAAAAGGAAAGAAGGACAAGAAGAAGGACAAGAAAAAAGAUAAGAAGGAUAAGAACGGAGAUGACGACGAGGGAGGCGAGGACUACAUCAAGGAGGCCUUGAUGGGUGGAAAGAAAGCCGACGACGGACUUGGCGACGACGAUGACGGGGACUCGGUCGCGUCGGAAGCUGGUGUUGACGAUGAGGGAGCUCUUUUGCUCGCCGUGGAGGCCACCAAGAAGUUCCUUACGGAGAAUCCAGAAGCCAAGCCUGCUGAUAUUGCCGAAUUGGUGACAAACCAGCAGAUGGCUUCGGCGUUGAAGUCCCAGCAGAAAGUCCAUAUCUUUGUCCAGGCUGCCUUUACUCCUCAAUCCCCCAAGAACAAGGAGGUUGUCAAGUACUCCCCGGCUAUCAUUGCUAUUACCAAGGAAAACGAGGUCAUGGAGAGGCACCUCAUUGCCGCUUUGGAAUUGCUUUGUGUUAGCAAGCCCAAGAUCUUCCCUGUCUUUAUCAAGCAGCUCUACGACGAAGAUGCCCUUCAGGAGACUACCAUCGUUGACUGGGCUGACGCUGGUCGUAGCGACUACACUUUGGCUGCUGUCGACGAAGAUGCCCGUGCUAAUCUCCGCAGUGAGGCAGAGCCCGUUGUUGUGUGGCUCCAGGACGAGGACAGCGAUGAAGAUAGCGACGACGAGUAGAUCAAAUGCUGGCACGGACCGACGGCUCCUUUCGCACUCUAUUCAGACCAGACAGAUUAGGAAAAGUAGGAAUACCUAGUAGUAGCAAACAGAGAUUUU
This is a messenger RNA of Seminavis robusta, 1317 nucleotides long. The record is from the annotation of a GenBank genome assembly. Lineage: Eukaryota; Bacillariophyta; Bacillariophyceae; Naviculales; Naviculaceae.